This is a messenger RNA of Salvelinus fontinalis (brook trout), 970 nucleotides long. Its product is annotated as ADP-ribosylation factor-like protein 11. Gene Ontology annotation, biological process: vesicle-mediated transport; intracellular protein transport. Lineage: Eukaryota; Metazoa; Chordata; Actinopteri; Salmoniformes; Salmonidae. Bases 8 to 541 code for a protein of 177 amino acids. The record is from RefSeq and is a predicted model, not a curated record. Gene Ontology annotation, molecular function: GTPase activity; GTP binding. The transcript has 2 exons. Gene Ontology annotation, cellular component: cytoplasm.
GUCUGUCAUGGGGCUGCUUCUAUCCAAGAGGGACACCAAGAGGACUCCCACGGUUGUUCUGAUGGGCCUGGGCUCAUCUGGGAAGUCCACCCUGCUCUUCAGGCUCAAGACAGGGUUGGUGAUGGAUACUUCCCCCACCGUGGGCUUCAACGUGGUGACCCUGGAUCUGAACAAGAAAACGGCCUUGACCGUGUGGGAUGUGGGCGGACAGGGGGAGAUGAGGGCCAACUGGAGGUACUACCUGGAGGGCUGUAAGGCUAUGGUGUUCGUGGUGGACAGUAGUGACCGGGCCAGUAUAGGGGACGCUCAGAAGGCUCUGAAGAAUGUCCUGUCCGACGACAACAUGAAGGGAAUACCUCUGGUGGUGCUGGCUAACAAGAAGGACCUCCCCAACACCAUGAACAUCAGAGAGGUGUCCAACCAGCUGGAGCUGCCCAGCUACAAAGACCGAGCCUGGCAGAUCCAGGCAUGCAGCGGCCUGAAGGGAAUGGGGCUCCAGCAAGCCUUCCUCUCUGUGGCCAAACUCAUCAAGAAGAGCUGAGAGGAGACACGUCAGUGGAGAUAUCACUGUGUGAGAGACACUUGACAAGUCGGAGAUACUGACUGUAUAGUGCACUACCUUAAACUAGAACAAUAUUAAAGUACCUCAGAAGUAGUGCACUAUAAAGGGAAUAGGGUGCCAUUUGAAAUGCAGAUUAUAACAGAACAAUGAUUGUGGAAGAGCCAGGAUUCUCAAUCCAAUUAUGAACUAAGCGCAGGAUUCAUAUUUGGGCAUUUCGAUUGUGCGAUCAACAUGGUUGAGAUUUAACACUUAUCACAGCAGUUAAAUGUGCCUGCUAAGGGAGACUGGAGAGUAUUGUUACACUGUGGAGAUGUGGGGAAAGAUAGCUAGGGAAACAAAUUGUUUGCAGAUCCAUAACUUUAUUUAUAUUAAUGAUAAACUAAUAAAACAUGCUAAACCUAAUGUAAA